AUGUGCCUCAGUGUGCUACCACGUGGGACUGCCCUUCCAUUAGCACAAUUGGGAAACCAAUGCGCCCGCCGUGUCCGUGGAGAGAGGCUGAGGCGGCCGACCUCCGGCCCGAGGCACCGGGGCGCCGGGACGGCGAAGAUAUCGGCUUCCUUGGUCCGGGCAACUGUCCGGGCUGUGAGCAAGAGGAAGCUGCAGCCCACCAGGGCAGCCCUCACCCUAACACCUUCAGCAGUAAACAAGAUAAAACAACUUCUUAAAGAUAAGCCUGAGCAUGUAGGUGUAAAAGUUGGUGUCCGAACCAGGGGCUGUAAUGGCCUUUCUUAUACUCUAGAAUAUACAAAGACAAAAGGAGAUUCUGAUGAAGAAGUUAUUCAAGAUGGAGUCAGAGUAUUCAUCGAAAAGAAAGCACAGCUGACACUUUUAGGAACAGAAAUGGACUAUGUUGAAGACAAAUUAUCCAGUGAGUUUGUGUUCAAUAACCCAAACAUCAAAGGGACUUAUGGCUGUGGAGAAAGCUUUAAUAUUUGAAAUCUCAGGACUCUUCUGGCCGUAGGUUCCAGGAAAGCUUGUGGAAGCUUUGGGGCUCACUGCAGAAAUCAUGUGACUGUCACAUGCUGGAAAAUAAAGUGAUACAUCUUGAAAAUGAA
Messenger RNA from Symphalangus syndactylus (siamang), 647 nucleotides. Its product is annotated as iron-sulfur cluster assembly 1 homolog, mitochondrial-like. Gene Ontology annotation, cellular component: mitochondrion; cytoplasm. Gene Ontology annotation, biological process: iron-sulfur cluster assembly. Lineage: Eukaryota; Metazoa; Chordata; Mammalia; Primates; Hylobatidae. Gene Ontology annotation, molecular function: 2 iron, 2 sulfur cluster binding. The record is from RefSeq and is a predicted model, not a curated record.